AAAAACAAAAAACUUUAGUAGUAGUUUAUUUUUUCCAGAUAAGAUAAUAAUCAAGCAACCGCUGCAAACAUCUCCGGCGGUCCGUUUCAAAGUCUCUAGUUACCUUCAUCGCAUCGAUUCGUCUGACCUAAAUAAAUCCAACUAUCCAAAACCCUAAUUCGACCAAUGUCGACGUCUGGGCAGCCUCAAUUCCGAUACACCCAGACGCCAUCGAAGGUCCUCCACCUUCGCAAUCUUCCAUGGGAGUGUAUCGAAGAAGAGCUUAUCGAGCUCUGCAAACCCUUCGGCAAGAUCGUCAACACCAAGUGCAAUGUUGGCGCCAAUCGCAAUCAGGCCUUUGUUGAAUUCACAGACCUAAAUCAGGCCAUUAAUAUGGUUACAUAUUAUGCUUCAUCUUCAGAGCCUGCGCAGGUUCGUGGGAAAACUGUGUAUAUUCAAUAUUCUAAUAGACACGAAAUUGUGAACAACAAAGGUCCAGGAGAUGUUCCGGGAAAUGUUCUGCUGGUAACCAUUGAGGGAGUAGAAGCCGGUGAUGUCAGCAUCGAUGUUAUUCAUUUGGUGUUCUCAGCUUUUGGCUUUGUCCACAAGAUUGCAACUUUUGAGAAGGCUGCAGGUUUUCAGGCAUUGAUCCAAUUCAGUGAUGCUGAGACUGCAGCUGCAGCAAGAGAUGCAUUAGAUGGAAGAAGCAUACCCAGGUACUUGCUUCCAGACCAUGUUGGUUCAUGCCACUUGCGCAUCUCCUAUUCGGCGCACACAGACUUGAAUAUUAAGUUCCAAUCUCAUCGAAGCAGGGAUUAUACAAACCCAUAUCUUCCUGUUAAUCCUACCGCUAUUGAGGGAUUUGCUCAGCCUGCUGUAGGACCUGAUGGAAAGAAAAAGGAACCUGAGAGUACUGUGCUUCUUGCAUCAAUUGAAAAUAUGCAGUAUGCUGUCACAGUGGAUGUUCUUCACACGGUGUUCUCUGCAUUUGGUACUGUCCAGAAAAUUGCUAUAUUUGAGAAGAAUGGCGGAACACAGGCACUAAUUCAAUAUCCUGACGUCACAACCGCAGCAGUCGCCAAGGAUGCUUUAGAGGGACACUGCAUAUAUGAUGGUGGCUAUUGUAAGCUUCAUCUAUCAUACUCUCGUCAUACUGAUCUCAAUGUAAAGGCAUUCAGUGACAAAAGUAGAGAUUACACAAUCCCCGAAUCAAGUUUGCUUGCAAUGCAACAGGCUCCAACAGCUUGGGAGAAUCGUCCACCCGCUCCUAUGUAUCAAGGGAGUGAGUUUAGUGCUGGUGGGGCUGUGCCAGGUCAAGCUCCGGGUGGACAAGUGCCCUCAUGGGAUCCAAACAUGCAGGCGGGCAGACCAAACUUUGUUUCAGCUCCCGGCACAUUUUGCAGCCAAACGUAUGCACCAUCUGCUUCAGCUUAUGCUGUGGCUUCUCAUCAGCCUAAUGUGGGACCUGGUGGUGCUUCACCUCCAGGUCAGCCUCCUUACUAUCGCUAGUAAGUUGUACCAGUUUCUCCCUCAAAGAUUGUGUCAUUCACAGAAUUGAUUCUUUUGAAUCGUAAAAUUUGUGUCUUGGAAGCACAAUAAAAUUCUUCAUGCCCGCGUUUCGUUUGCAGCUAGGCUCUUUUAGUCUCUCUCUCUCAUUGCUCUUUGACUGAUUGCCACCAAACUUUUAAUUCUUUGUGUUGUGCUCUAAUUGCAGUGUGUCAGAAUUUUUGGUUUUUUAACUGGUAAAGAAAUUUCAUGGUGGUCUGAUUUGAUUGACUUGUUUUGA
This is a messenger RNA of Camellia sinensis, 1765 nucleotides long. Its product is annotated as polypyrimidine tract-binding protein homolog 1. The record is from RefSeq and is a predicted model, not a curated record. Gene Ontology annotation, molecular function: RNA binding. Lineage: Eukaryota; Viridiplantae; Streptophyta; Magnoliopsida; Ericales; Theaceae.